GAUGGACCAUAUCAAAUUUCUCAGAAGAGGCUCAAUGCCAGUUUAUGUCAUUUCAUUUAGCACGCAAUUGAAAGAUUUUCAAGUGAAGGGAAUUGAAAAUCAAAAGAAUUUUUCAAAAGCAACUGCAAAUUCUUUGCCAUUUACUACUUGGACAACUGUUACUGCGAGAGGAGAAAGUAGUGAAACCAAAGUAUCUACUGAUUUUACAACUCUUCAAACAACCAUUACAGAAAAAGAAGGACCAGGAGGAGACAUUAGUGGAACCCAAGUAUCUACUGAUUCUACAACUGUUCAAGCUACCAUUACUGAGAAAGAAGGAGGAAGAGAAAGUAGUGAAACCAAAAUGUCAUUUGCUUAUACAACUGUUCAAGCUACUACUGACAAAGAAGAAAGGCAAAGCAGUGACACAAAAUUAUCAAAGACUGAUAAAACCAUUGAAAUCACUUCGUUUCAAACAACUGUUAAGGAUGAUAAUGAAGAUAACAGGGGAUCGGGGACAGCUCUUGAGUGGUAUCAUAUUGCGAUUUUGGUUGUUAGAAGUUCUGUACCCAUUUUUGGAGUAGUUUUUUUGAUAUUUGCGAUAAAAAGAUUGUGCUAA
Molecule: messenger RNA, 598 nt
Organism: Dimorphilus gyrociliatus
Lineage: Eukaryota; Metazoa; Annelida; Polychaeta; Dinophilidae
Source: the annotation of a GenBank genome assembly